Messenger RNA from Pseudomyrmex gracilis, 2854 nucleotides. RefSeq names its product zinc finger protein on ecdysone puffs (gene Pep). Lineage: Eukaryota; Metazoa; Arthropoda; Insecta; Hymenoptera; Formicidae. The transcript is spliced from 10 exons. Gene Ontology annotation, molecular function: zinc ion binding; nucleic acid binding. Gene Ontology annotation, cellular component: nucleus. The record is from RefSeq and is a predicted model, not a curated record. Bases 16 to 2475 code for a protein of 819 amino acids.
UCCUUUGAGCCACAUAUGCACCAAACCAAACCAUCCGCCUUCGCCACCAUCCGCCAUUUGCAGUUGUUGCGUUCAUUGAGCUUUUCGGAGUAUCGGAUCGUCAAUCUUGUUUUCCAUCGGAUUUUUCACGAAUUUAUCAUCGCCAAGAGAACAAGAAGCACCAUGUCUUUUAAUCGGGGUAUGAAAAGAGAUUCCUUCGGAAAUCGAGGGAAUUUCAAUCGGAGUGGUGGUGGUGGGGGAGGUGGCGGCAACAGAGGCAACAACAAUAUGGGCAAUGCUGGCAUGGGAAACAACAUGGGAGGAGGAAUGAGCGGAAGUGGCGGUAUGAGCGGAAUGAAUCCUUGGGAAGGUGGUAUGAUGCCUGGAGGUAGGGGCAUAUUACCUACGCCAAACAACAAUUUGUCCCUAACAUCUCAGACUCAGUUGGCACUUGCUAGCAAUCUUCUUACAAAUCUGCUGCGCACUCAUACUCAAGAAGUGCAACCUCAAGUACCAUCUCUCAUGAGUCUAGGAAAUAAUUAUUCAGGAUCUGGACCAAAUUACUCCAAUCAACAAAACUAUUCCUCCGGACGAUUUAACGAUCGACCAGUUCGACAUCUCAUGAAGAACCAACGUCCCAGUCCAUAUAAGAUGGGCAAUCGAGCCCGAGAUGGCCCUGCUGGGCGACGUGGCCCAACCGUACAGACUCGUUCACCCCAGUCUGGCAGUCAGCGUAUGAAUGGAAACCAAAUCGAUCAUCGCACCGAUAAAUCUUCUAAACCAAUUCCUGCCUCUAAACAAAAUCAGACUACUACCAAAAAGGAACAGCAGGAUGUUAAGACUGAUAGUGAAAAAGCAGAACCAUCUAUUUCAAAAAGAGAAGAUUCAAGCGAUGUCGAAGAAAAGAAGCGGGAUUGGAACGAAGAGAAGAAGGAGACAAAAGAAGUAGAAGAAGAAGAAGAAGAAGAAGCAACAUCUGUGAAAGUAGAAGAUGAAGAAACAGAUGAGGUAAAGGAGGAGAAAUCUGCCUCCGCGGAAGACUCUCAAUCAAAAGAUGCGAAAGACGCAUCUCAGAAAUCAGAAAAAGAAAACGCGAAAACAGCUGGGAAGAAAUCUGAAGCUCGCCAUGCCGAAAGUCGUUACGCCGAAGUCCCGAUGAGCCACAUGUUUUGUCACAUUUGCAACAAGCAUAUGUGGGACGGAUUUUCUUUUGAGAAUCAUAUACGUGGACGUGUACAUCAGCUGAUGAUGGAAAAAUUAGACGAAUCGUAUAAACUGAAGGUCGAUUUGAUGAGACAUGAAUUGCGAGUUGCUGAGGAGCAACGCGAGCUCAGUUUGAACAAUUCGAAACGACGCGGCAAAAAGGUUCCUGUAGAUCUUAAUGUGAGGGAAUACUGUACGAUGUGUGACCUAAACUUUUACGGUAGCUUGUCUACACACAGAAAGAGCGAGAAGCAUCAACAGUUGAAAACAUUCUUGCAUCCUCGAUGCUUCCCUUGUCUGAAGGAAUUCCCGUCUCGCAUAGAAUACGACGAACACUGUUUGACGCCCUCUCACAUGAAAAAUGUUGUCCAAUGUGAAGAACAACGAAAAAAUAAAAAGAAAGAAAAACUGGCAAAGGGAGAGGCUGAAGUUCGUACCGCUGAAGAUGAAGAAAAAGAUGUUCAGCAUGAAGGAAAGAACGAAAAAGAAGAUGAUAAUAAAGAACAAGAAUAUCUAUUGGAUAUUACAGAAAAUAUGAAUGAGAAAUCGAAGAUACCACCUUACAAGUAUUGCAGACAGAAUCAGAUUUUGAUCGGUAAAUCUAUGGUCAAAGAAGUUCAAGGAUAUUACUGCGAACGUUGUCGAAGAUUUAUGCUCUUGGCUGAAGACAUGAAUGCUCAUUUACGCAGCAUUACUCAUUACAGAAACUUCGUAGCGGAAGUGAAAUCGUUAACAGCGAAUACGUCAGAGAAAGAUGGCGAUCAAACUAACAAGAGCGAGAAAAACACAGAAGGUGACACGGAAGAUAACGACGAAUAUGAGGGAAAUUGGAAACGACGCAAGCUUAAUGACAACGAAAAUACAGCUGACGACGAUUUAAAUGACACGCAAGAAAGUAAUACCGAUGAUAAUGCUGAUAAUGCGAUGCAAAAGAAAUCUGACGGAGAAGAGAAAUAUGAUCCGUUGGAAGCUGACGCCGCCGAGUCGGAAGAAGAUGACUCUCAACAAGACGUUAAACCCACUAAAGAAGAACCGGAGGUGAUUACCAUCGAAGCAUCUAGUGACACCCAAGAAACAAAGAAGACACCAAACGAAGAAACAUGGACGGAUGCAGAUAAUGACAACAAUGCUGAGACGAAUAAUGUGACUGAUAAUGUUGAGAAAGAACAGGAAAAACCACAGACCAAGAUCGAGCAGAAUCACAGUCCUCAAAUGAUGAAAACAUCCACACCUAGAGGCCGUGGAUUUAUGCGCGGUCGCGGCAAUCAGCGCGCCAGAAAAUCACGACGAUAAGGUAAUAUUAUAACUUACGAGAAAAUGCGAAAGCGAAUUCAAAAAGAAUUAGUCAACUACGUGUUUCAAUGUAAGAAAUAAAAACACAUUUUUUGUCAACAGAUUAGAUGUAUGUUACGCAUAUUACUCUUGUAAACGUAACGAUGUAAUAGCGUAAGUUGUCUCUAAGCAAACUAUUUUCCUAGUGUCAUGUACUGGAAAAGAAAAUGCACGCAAGAUAAUACGUUAAAAUAUUUAGAAGCACAAGGGUGUUUACUUAGUAACUUGGAAUUUGUUUAUUUUCUCGGAAUCAAUCAUGUAUAAACCAUAAAACUUUUUACAUUAAAAAUAAUUCAAGGAUUUUUGUGAUCUAUUUUUAUUUUCUGUAGAUAGUAUUUAU